UCAGUUAAACGUUGGCAUUCAAUAGAGCUACAAGCAGCAGAGCAAGAAGUAAUUUAUAUUAAACUAAAAUGCAGAUCCUCCCAAGUAUCGUCGUCAUGGCAGUAGCACUCUUCGGAGUUACAUUUGCAGGAUAUGUUCCACAUGGGCAUGCUUCCAGCUACGCCACAUUAGUGCAACACAACCAUGCUGCUCACGGGUAUGCCGGCCACGAUGAUUACCUGCAAUACGCCGGAGAUGGUCAAGGUCACUAUGAUCACCAUUACGAACACCAUGAACCUCAUCACUAUCCCAAAUACGAAUUCGAUUAUGGAGUAAAGGACGCACAUACUGGUGAUCAUAAAAGCCAAUGGGAGCAACGCGAUGGUGAUCAUGUCAAGGGCGGAUAUACUCUGGAUGAAGCUGACGGCACCACACGCGUUGUGGAAUACACUGCCGACGAUCACAACGGCUUCAACGCCGUUGUGAAGAAAAUCGGUCAUGCCCAACACCCUCAGGUAUACCAUCAUGGGGACAAUUAUCACGGCGGAUAUAGCUACGAUAAUGGCCAUCACGGCGAUAGUUAUGUGGAAAUCAAACAACACCACUAAAUGGAAGAAAUGAUUAAAACGGAAGA
This is a messenger RNA of Anastrepha obliqua, 613 nucleotides long. RefSeq names its product histidine-rich glycoprotein-like. Gene Ontology annotation, cellular component: extracellular matrix. Bases 69 to 587 code for a protein of 172 amino acids. The transcript has 2 exons. The record is from RefSeq and is a predicted model, not a curated record. NCBI's taxonomy places the organism in Eukaryota, Metazoa, Arthropoda, Insecta, Diptera, Tephritidae.